Messenger RNA from Parastagonospora nodorum SN15, 762 nucleotides. RefSeq lists its product as hypothetical. The transcript has a single exon. NCBI's taxonomy places the organism in Eukaryota, Fungi, Ascomycota, Dothideomycetes, Pleosporales, Phaeosphaeriaceae. The record is from RefSeq and is a predicted model, not a curated record. Bases 119 to 724 code for a protein of 201 amino acids.
GUAUACAAGUUAUAUACAAGUAAACCAUUGAACUCCAUACUAUACACGUACAGUCAGCGAGACAUCUCCACAUCACACCAGAUCACUCCCACACCACACCACACCACACCACACCACGAUGUCCACCCCAGCGCAAGCCCUCCGCGAAAAACAAGCCCCAAUCAAAGACAGCUACCGCAAAGACCCAUCUUCCGCUGUCGUAACCCUCAAAUCCGAAGGCUCGCUCGACUCCUCCUCAAUCACAUGUAAACUCUCCACCGGCGCAGCCGCCAAAGAAGCGUCGCGCGUCGCAGGCCUGCACCCCAAAGCCGGCGGCGACGACCCCUCGAUCUCCGGCGAACUGUGCUCCGGCGACAUGCUGCUCGACGCGCUCGUCGCGUGCUCGGGCGUAACGCUCAAGGCCGUCGCGACGGCGCUCGGCAUACCAAUUGCGUCGGGCACGGUGCGGGCGGAGGGGGAUUUGGACUUCAAGGGCACGAUGGGGGUGGAUCGGGCGGCGCCCGUGGGGAUGACGGAUAUUCGGCUGGAGUUUCAGGUCACGUUUGGGGAGGGCAGGGAGGUUAGCGAGGAGGAGGUGGAGAUGCUGGGGAAGUUGACGGAGAGGUAUUGUGUUGUGUUGCAGACGCUGGUGAAUAAGCCGAGGGUUGCGGUGAGGUUGGCGGGAAAGGAUGGGAAGGAGGAGGAGGGUAUUGUUAGGGAAGUCUUGCAUGGGAGUAUCCUUUGAGCGUUGUCAAUUUAAUUAUCUUGUUUAUCUGACAAUUC